CGCGGGUUCAGGUUCCGGGGCGCCGCCGAGCUCCGGCCUUCUCAGACUCCGGGGCCCCUCGGCCGGCGGCGGCCAGGAUGGAGGAGGCCGGAGCCGUGGUGGCCGCGGCCGGGGAGGCCGAGCUGAACCUGUCCCGCCUCAGCUUGUCCCCCGAGACGCUGGAGAGCGAGCUGGAGGCGCAGGCCCAGGAGCGGCGCGGCGCGCGGGAGGCGCUGCUGCGGCUCCUGCUGCCUCACAGCCGUCUGGCGUCGCUGCCGCGGGCGCUGCGCAGCGGCUUCUCGCACCUGCAGCUGCUGGACGUGAGCGGCAACGCGCUGACGGCGCUCGGGCCGGAGCUGCUCGCGCUGCGCAGCCUGCGCACGCUGCUGGCCAAGAACAACCUGCUCGGCGGGCCCGGCGCGCUGCCCAAGGGCCUGGCCCAGUCGCCGCUCUGUCGCAGCCUCCAGGUGCUCAACCUCAGCGGCAACUGCUUCCAGGAGGUGCCCGCCUCGCUGCUGGAGCUGCGCGCGCUGCACACCCUCAGCCUGGGCGGCAAUCGCCUGCAGAGCAUCCCCGCCGAGAUCGAGAACCUGCAGAGUUUAGAGUGUUUAUAUCUUGGAGGAAAUUUCAUCAAAGAAAUCCCACCAGAAUUAGGAAAUCUGCCUUCUCUAAAUUACUUGGUAUUAUGCGACAACAAAAUCCAGAGCGUGCCUCCUCAGCUUUCACAGUUGCAUUCACUUCGUUCCCUGAGUCUUCACAAUAACUUGCUGACAUACCUACCUCGCGAGAUCCUCAACCUUAUUCAGUUGCAAGAGUUGAGUUUGCGAGGAAAUCCGUUGGUUGUUCGUUUUGUUAGAGAUUUAACCUAUGACCCUCCAACUCUCCUGGAACUAGCUGCACGGACUAUUAAAACCCGAAACAUUUCCUACACUCCCUAUGAUCUCCCUGAGAAUCUUCUCAGAUACUUAGGUUUAGCCAGCAACUGCCCAAACCCAAAGUGUGGAGGAGUCUACUUUGACUGCUGUGUCAGGCAAAUUAAAUUUGUGGACUUCUGUGGGAAGUACCGCCUUCCACUGAUGCAUUACUUGUGUUCCCCAGAGUGCUCUUCCCCUUGCAGUUCGGCCUCUCACAGCUCCACGUCCCAGAGCGAAUCUGACUCGGAAGAUGAAGCUGGUGUUGCUGCACACAGGAUGCAGAAAGUUCUUCUUGGUUGAAAAGAAUGCAGUGUGGUGUGAAACACGGAAAGACUGAGCAAAGGUGGCUAGAAAGGCGAGUUGGAAGUUCACUAGACCCUCACCUCGUUUCCAUCUUGAAUGUCUAUGUGUGUAUUGGAGAUGAUGUAAAAGAUGUUGUGUUUCAUCUACUUCAGCAGGAACAAGUCCAGUAACAUGUUUGAAUUCUUUGAAUAUGAUUUACUCUGAACGGCAGUUUCAAAUUUAGUUGAUCGUUUGCAAUUUUCACUCAAAUUUUGUGUGAGUCACACAGCAGAAUGAUACGUUCUGACAGGCAGUACUAUAAUAAACCAAGACUUGUGGCAGUAGAGAUGAAGAAAGUAUCAGAACUAUAAUUCUUACCAGAGUUGGCCUUGGGUUUAGAUUGAACAUUGUGCCAUAAAGAGGAUUGGACCUUCCUUCUUACGCUGCCCAUGUCUGAAUUUCAGUACCAGUCAGAUAAACUCAGAGAUGGUUGCAUAGGACCUACACUUCCCUGACCUACUAAUGCUGGUCAAGUAAGGGAUGUAACUUUUGUGUGGGAUAUUAAAACUCUUCACUCUGCUCCUCUGUUCUACAUGGUGGCUGUUAGUCUAACCAGCAGCCGCUGUUAGUGUAGUGCCUUAAUCCUAGUAAGGAUAUAGCCUUACUCAAGAUAUAAUGCUAGAGCUUCUUAUAACCUGACAUAUUACACAAAACACUAUAAAUAUGCUUUAUCAGAACUAGGUAAACAACUUUAUAUCUGACAUUUGAGCUCAUGGCACCUUAGCUUCAUUUUUUUGUUUAAACACAAAGUGAAGCCCCCUGCAAGCAAAUCACUUUGACACUUAAUGGGAGGCCACAGUCUUCAUCAAUCUGUUCAUUAGAAGACAGAUACCAGUUUUCAGCAGAAAAGAUGUACGCUAUGAAAGCUCUUGUAUAUCUUGUAUUUAAUGAGAAAAAAUGAAUUUAAAAUUUUUUAAUAGCUAUGACUCUUGCCUAUGUCUAUGUACUGUACUGUAGCUUUCUAACACAACUAUUUGUUCAGUUGUAACUAAACUAAUACAGCUAGCCAAAUAAAAUUGGGGGCAGGAGUCAGCUUGUUUAUACACAGUAGAACAGAGCUUCGAAAGCUGCUUUGACAAUGGAAUACUUACUGAAAAUAAUGUAUUGAUGAAAUUUAAAAAAUUCGUUAAAAUACUGUAUCCUUAAAGUAUAACUGAAAAAUAAUUUUAGAGAUUGCUAUGAGAAAUGAACAAAAAAGAAAAAGAAAUGACCAAAUUUUUAUUAAUCUGUUUAAUAUGCAUUAAAAAUUGCAUAAUAAUAUAAGUUGGUAUAAAAUAGCCCGUACAAACUAGCACUCAUGAGAUAAUCAGCAUAUAAUAACGUGACGGUUUGUUGGUAAAUGUUACUUCUACCGUAACGCACAGGCCAGACGUGCAUUAGUGCAUUGCGGGUGUUCAUGACUGGGGUGCACCAUUUAUAUUGCCUCUGUGUCUGGAUCACAUAUGUCAGAUUGUUGUACAGUAAUGAUACAUACUUGCCUGAAGUAUUUUCAUAUGUAUAUAUAAUUUUUUAUUUUAGAAGAAAAUACAGAGUAGAAUAGUUAGGUGUUUGUUUAUUUUUAUGUUAAUUCAUGAAACAUCACAAGAGUUUCAUGAACUGCAGUUGUGAAACGCUGCUAUAGAGUGGGUCCUUUCACUUUGUUACAUAAUAUAGUAAGAUUCUUUAUUCCUUUGAUUGAGCAAUUUUCUCUGUCUGUAGAAGUAAUGCAGUAUGUUUCUAAUGCCUAGUGCGUGAGUGAUUACAUCAUAAAAUAGAAGUGAUAAAAAGCAAGUCUACGUUGUUUACUUCCCCAUUCAAGCCAUAGCAAGCUGCAAACCACGAAAUUUCAGGAGGGAGAGAUGAUGUAGGCAUUGCUUAAAUGACAGCCCCAAAAUGUUUUGGAAGUAGGUGACUUAGUUAAGAUGCAUAAAAUAUUUUCAUAGAAAAUAAAUAUUGUGUUCAUAGUAAAAUACUCAAAUUGAUGUGACCAAGUUUUUCUAAUUUAAAUGCCUCUGCUUGCUUCCCAUUUGGCUGCCAGCUUGACCUAAGUGGUAUCUUGGGUAAUCUUCUAAGAGUUAGUCUUUGGGUUAAGUAUGUAAACGUAGUACUUAACCUUACGUGACCCUUUCAGCUUCCUUGAAAGAAGGUGUACAAUUGAACUUCUAUAGACAUAGAUGAGUUCAACCAGAAAGAGUUUUUAGCCUUUGCUGUACGGUGUAGAGCCCUCAUGGUAGAGUGGUUAAGCACUUGGCUCCUAACCAAAAGCUUGGCAGUUCAAAUCCACCUCCCAUUCUUUGGAAACCUUAUGGGGGCAGUUCUCCUCUCUCCUAUAGGGUCACCAUGAGUCAGCAUCGACUCGAUGGCAACAGUUUUGUUUUUUUGGUUUUUAUACAAUGCAGAUUUAUACCAUAGUGUUUUUCAACAAAAUGUAUGGUUCUCUGUAUGUACAGUUUAAAAUCUACCAUCUGUGUGUAGCCAUCUUCGGUGAAUUUUAAUGAGAUCUACAUUUAAGUGUUUUAUUAUUUUUGUAAAUUGUUGACCUAACCUUUUAUAAGAGCUGCUGAUAAUUUCUAAGAUUUUCCCUGUUUUUUUUUUCCCUUGACUUCCCUGUUUUCAUAACUGGUUAUCAUAGAAAUUAACCAGAAGGUGAGACAUAAGGGACCUGAUAAUAUGGAAACCAGAUAAUCGGCUCCUAAGCCAUAGACUGUAUCUUUAAAAUGACAGCCUAUCUCUUUAGUUGCUAAGUCACGUUUGUGUCUAAACUAUAGGUAACAAAGUAACUUUUUUUUUAGUGAUUUCCAAAACUGCAAAGCCUGAUUUUCAUAAUGAAAUAAGGUGUUAAUAAUGCUCGACUUGAAUGAUUUUAGUGACCAAAACUUCUGUGGACCAAAGCAUUAAUAUUUUUAGAAUUAGAUUUUUCAGUACUAAUAUUUGGAAUGGGGAUGGGUAGAGUACACAUUCUUAAAGCCUUUAUUUCCAGAAUCCAUUUCUCUCAGUGUCAUCAAACUGUGUUGGUGAAAUCGUUGUAGGAUUUUAGGAAAUAAGAUGAGCUAAUACAAUAUUUUGCUUCCACGGUGCCAGGGACUGGCUGACCUUAGGGCAGGCUCGUCAGGACUCUCAGUAUUACUUGUGUUUGAGUUGUGGAGGUAGAUCUGAGGGUGAUCAUUCAUAUUUUACUUCUAAAUACAUGCCCGAGGUGUCUCCUGUUCUAAGAUUCCUGGUAUUUGGAACUUUAAGUUUGCCAAAUUUAAAUGGAUUUGCAUUGUAAACUGUAUUUCAAGAUAAAGAAAAUUUUGUGUUUAUGUAAUUAAAACUAAAGGCAGUCCAUACUAAGGCAGGGUGACACUGCAGACCAGUUCUCCCAGACGUCAUAAAUAUCAGGGUUAAACAACAGGAGAAAAGGCAGAGGCGCAUCGCUGGAGUAUUAAAUGAAAGAGGUCUUUAAAGGCCAUGAAGGCUGGGGAAGGGGAGUUAGCAGGCUCCCAGGGAGAGCCCAGAGCCAGGAAAGCCCACUAAAGUCAUAGUGAAAUUGUUUAGAAAGUUUUUUAGUGGCCCGCUGAAAGCCUCUGUCACCACAUUUGUUCGCUGUCUGUUGGGAGAUUGCUCACAUCCCUCCAUAAUGAAAAGUCAGCAAGUAGUCAGACCUUCUUAUUGGCCGGCCUUGAUCUUCCCAAAGGGAAAAAGUAAUACCUCAUUAAUCUAGUAUCUGUGGUACAGCAGGUACACUUAGGUUAAUGUUUACUUUUUCACUGUGUAAAAAAAAACACUAAGCAAAUAAUUACUACAAAUAAAGCUUGACCUUUUAAAACAUUUUUAGCAAUAGCUUUAUAUAAGAAGCUAAUGGUUGUUACUCCUUAAUCUUCAUAAGACCUUUUACAGGCAAAAUUGUAUCAGUUGCAAUAUGUGUAUGUAAAUUAUCUAUGCUGCAUUUAUUUAGAAAUACCUAAUUUUUAACUAACCCCCUUUCCUCUCAUUCAAAGUCAAGAUUUUAUUAUGUAUUAAUAUUACUGUCCAGUUAGUCCAAAAUAGUGAUCUUUUAAGUUAUGCUGGGUAUGUAACAGUAAACACCCACAUACAACACUGUUGUAGAGGUAUUUAAGCACUGUGACCUGUAAUACACAGUUCUCGUUACUCUGUGUAGAACAGAAGUACUUGGCCUUCAUUGUUGCUAUAUUAACUUCUACACCCUGUGUGACAUUGAUGAAUGUGAAAGCAUCCACUUCUGUAUUUUCAUUAUAGUCAUGAUCUCUUUAAUGGUAGCAGUGCCUUCAUUUGUGAUCAGAACAUCUGUGCCUUACGCUUGGGGACUAGAAGUUGUUUGCGAUAGAUCCUUCACAUUUGACUUGAGGGAGAAAGACUGAUCCUGGGAGACUCCUUCUCUCAAAAUAGGGCCUAAUGCCUGUGAGUCUAGGGCUUCUGGGGAGGGAAACUCAGUCCUGCACACUGUCAUGGAAGGUCACAGCCACAAGGAUUAGGUGUCCCCUGAAAUAAAAUUAACGAAAAGGUAUAUUCUUCUUUUGUAUUUUAUAAAGAAAUGUUAUGUGGGACCACUGAAGAAAUACAGCAGUUCCUAAUCGACUUUGUAUUUAUGACAUCAUAUGGCUGCUGACCAAAACGUUGGCAGUUUGAACCCAACAGCUGCUCUUUGGAAACCCCGUGGGGCAGUUCUGCUCUGUCUUACAGGGUUACUAUGUGUCGGCAUUUACUCGAUGGCAAUGAGUUUGGUUUGUUUUUUUUUUUUAAGAUAUUACCAUGAGGCCUAGCAUUUUUUCCCAUUGGUUUGCUUUGUAAUGCUAGGGUGAAAGGAGGUAUAUUUAAUAUUUUUGCAUGUAAGUAUUCCCCUUCUUUUUUCUCUUUUUGGCCCGUCUUUAUUGAUGUAGAAAAUAACAAUUUACUGUCAGACAUUACACAUUGUUGAAUACUCACAGGGUAAUAGUGAUUUGGGUGCUACUAGACUUUACCUGGCCUUGGUCAGUUUCAGUUAUUGUUGUAAAGGACAGUAUUCAAUCUAGUAAAUAACAACGUAUUAGUGUAAUAAAGAUUGUUCAUAUACAGUCAUACCAGAAAGCCGUGCUGGAGAGACCGUCUGCAUUCACCAGAACUCUCCUUUCUUUGUGAGUAAAUUGGAUAAGACUCUUUUAUUCUAAAUUCCAGUUAGGGGAGGAAACUAUGAAGAGAUUGACAUUGCUGUUGCUGGCACUGCAAAAAACAAAUGACUAAAUUCAUUAAUUUUUCUGUGUACACCAGUGUUUUAAGAGAAUCCUUUUACUAACUGAAACGGUCGACAUUGAUGUAUUAUUGAGAAAGACUGUUAACCUCAACAAUCAGGUAGAGACCUGUGUGCCUGCAACUGAAGUGUGCAUUUCUGAAUCUACUUUGUAUUCAUGGGAAACAAAAACAGUGGGAGAAAUUUUUAGAAUAACUAGUAUUUUAAUUUUUAGAAUGCAUGGGAUUUCAAGGUAUCAACAAAGGAUGCUGAAAAGAUACUUUUACUUUGGUCAGAUUGCUUUUUGUGGUCUGAUUUCUUCAUUUUCUGAAUUUGAAAUCUUGUGAAUUAGGAAUACCUAUUUGUAGACAUACAGAUAUUUAAAACUUAAUGAUAACAAUAAAUGUAAUUCAAUAAACGUAAUUCAGUCACUGAAUUUAAUGCAACAAUUAAAUUUUAUUUCAGGGCAAGAUAUAGUUUAUUGUAUCAAAUUUGCAUAUUAUAAUGGUAGAUGCUCCAAAAAGAAUAAGCUACUUCAAUUGUAUUACCUUUUCCCCCCAGAAUGGACAAAAGAAUGUGAUCCUAUAUUAAAUAGCCCUCUGUGUGAAUUUUGCCUUAUCAAACAUUGUGCCUGACUUUAUUAAAAGUGUUUUGUUGGAAUGUUA
Loxodonta africana (African savanna elephant) is the source of this 7085-nucleotide messenger RNA. It is a transcript of the gene LRRC58, whose product is annotated as leucine rich repeat containing 58. Gene Ontology annotation, biological process: signal transduction. Gene Ontology annotation, molecular function: protein binding. The transcript has 4 exons. Lineage: Eukaryota; Metazoa; Chordata; Mammalia; Proboscidea; Elephantidae. The coding region runs from base 78 to 1193 and encodes 371 amino acids. The record is from RefSeq and is a predicted model, not a curated record.